Molecule: messenger RNA, 2152 nt
Organism: Myiozetetes cayanensis
Lineage: Eukaryota; Metazoa; Chordata; Aves; Passeriformes; Tyrannidae
Product: bridging integrator 2-like
Exons: 5
Coding region: 75-1664 (529 amino acids)
Source: RefSeq, a predicted model, not a curated record
CUGCUGAGCCGUUCCCGAAGCCCACGGCAAUCAGCACAAGGGCAGGAAAAGCAGGAAGCGGUGAAUUCCCGGGGAUGAGCGUGUCUCUGUCGGCCACAGUGGGCACACAGACACAGCACCCACCCCCAGCAGCUCUGGGGGAUGAGCUGGGCUCAAGUGCAGCACAGCCUUCGGGGCCAACAGGAUCUGCCAUCACCCUGCAGAGACAGCCCCGGGGGACACAGAGCACCCCAGGGGCUGCAGCAGCAGUGACUGCUCCCCCUGCAGAGAGGGCUGGCCGUGCCACUGCUCCACUCACGAGCAGGACGGGGCCUCACCUGCCAACAGCAGCUUCCCAAGCUGACCCCAGCGUGGUGCUGCCCACGGCUGGCAGGGUGAACACCCCAGCUCCGGUCUCUGCAGCCCUGGGCAAGGGGCAGGAGGAACCAAAGGCAGGAGCAGCCCCCACCAGCCACCUGCCCACCCAGGCACCCGUGUCUGCAUCACCCAGACACCCUCUGGAGAAGCAUGUCCUGGAGGACAGCAUGGAACAGGAGCCUGCUCAUUCCAGCCCUGGCAGCGCCGUGAGUGCCACUGGGCCACCUUCAACAGCAGCGUUUGCUGUCUCUGCUGACAGGACUGUGAAUAAUCAUUCAACUGCCUUCCAGAGAGCAGCUGGCAGUGAUGCUGAGGUGCUUCUAGCCAGAGACCCAGCCCAGCUCCUCCCAAGCCCAGAGAGCCCCUCGUAUCCCCCCGGGAGCCUGGUGGCACUUCCAGCCCAGGGGAAUUCCCUGCUGGGUGUUGCAGGCACUGACUCAUCCCAGAGGCUGCUGCUGAACACGGAGCCAGAGGAGAUGGGCAGGACAGAGGUGACAGACGGAGCAGCUGAAGGCCUGGUGACUGUUGUGACGCUGCUGGAUGGCCAGCCCAGUGCCCCGAGCGACUCACAGCACAGGAGGGGGCUGCAGCCGGAGCUCACCGUCCUGGAUGGCGUGGCCGUGGUGAGCGACGAUGCCUGCGGCUCCGGCAACUACACCGUGCAGCUGAGCCUGAGCCCCGCUGCUGACACAGCCCCUGAGCCCCAGGGGCCUCCAGAACCUUCCCCAGAGACCUUCCUGGCCCUGGUGGCCGUGCAGGACAACCUGAGCCAGCCCCUGGUGCAGCCCCUGCUGCAGAUCCACUCGUGCUGUGUGACCCCCUCCGCCAGCCCCGGGGCACCAGGAGCCCAGUGCUGCCUGUUCCGCAGGCUGCCAUUUGAGUGCAGACACAUCCAGCUGCUGCAGAGCAGCAGGUCCAGAGCUGCCAGCUUCACCAUCCAGCUGUUCCAGAUGCUGAACCACUCCGUGGCCUAUCUGCACUGCGAGCUGAACGUGUGCCUGCACGGGAAAGUGGGGUGUGAGCAGGACUGCUUGGAAAGUGUGGAGCCAGUUCUGCAGCCCAGUGACAGGAACAGCUAUGGAAACCUGCACAACCUCAUCUCAUUCGGUCCAGUUUGGAGGAUGAAGGACAGGUUUCUGUACAAACCUGUGGAAGGUCCCGGUUCUGCCGUGCUGCUGCCCAUCCUGCUGGGCUCCCUCGCUGGCUUUGCUGUCCUGGGCAGUGCCUUCAUAAGCCUUUGGCUGCACCACAGGCAGAAAACCAAACCCCUGCACUACCCCCCCUUUGGGGACAUCCGUGGGCCGUGAGCCUGGAGGAGCUGCCUGGUCCUGCAGCUCCCCCGGCACUGUGCCUGCCUGGCACACUGCACUGCUUCUGUAGAGCUUCUGCUGGCCCAGGGAGCCAUGCAAAACAGAGCCUAAAAUAAAAAAACUAAAAUAAAACUAGAGCCUGCCAUCGGGGAGCACACGGCGUUGGGAAAAAUGUGGGAAUGUGGACAGGACCCAAGGGCUCCCAGAGUUCCACCCCCUGGGCUUGACAGCUCUUCUCACCUCCCAGGAGCCCAGUCCCUUCCUCCUUUGGCUUCACUCAUGGGACUGUUUUCUCUAACGAGCUUCCAGCACCUGCCUGUUCCACACUGUGGGAGAAAGUUGGGAAUGCCAAAGGGUUUGUCCCUGAGGCUGAAUGUGGGAGAACAGAAAAAGAACUCGCCACAUUCAGCUUCUGGGUCCGGUUUCUUCACCGUUGCUGCCAGAGGACAGGUGGGAAAGGGACCCCUGGCAGAGCACCUCGUGGC